Ramularia collo-cygni is the source of this 1743-nucleotide messenger RNA. RefSeq names its product related to SIS2 protein (cycle-specific gene control). The record is from RefSeq and is a predicted model, not a curated record. Gene Ontology annotation, cellular component: phosphopantothenoylcysteine decarboxylase complex. Bases 1 to 1743 code for a protein of 580 amino acids. NCBI's taxonomy places the organism in Eukaryota, Fungi, Ascomycota, Dothideomycetes, Mycosphaerellales, Mycosphaerellaceae. Gene Ontology annotation, molecular function: FMN binding; phosphopantothenoylcysteine decarboxylase activity. Gene Ontology annotation, biological process: coenzyme A biosynthetic process. The transcript has a single exon.
AUGGCCUCUCCUACAAGGCCGCCGGACGACAUUCGCCUCGACAUGGACAGCCAUGGCCACAGUCGCUCGCUCAACAUCGUCUUUGCAUCGACAGGCUGCGCAGACAGUCGGAUCGUCAACGACUUGCUCCCACGCAUCACCGAUCUCCCCGACGUCUCCGUACGCGCAGUGCUGGACACGACAUUCCGUGGCCAAGACUUCAUCCGCGCAGCAUCGUGCUGCCUAACUCUACCCAAUGCAACACGCCACUCCGCCGUGCGUGACGUGACCGAGAUCGAGCAGGAAGCGGCCGAGUUGUGCGACUGGGCCAACUUGCUAGUGCUAGCACCUAUAGACGCCAACAACCUUGCCAAGAUGCUGCACGGCCACACGGACAAUCUUCUCUUGGAGAUACUGCGUGGAUGGAAUGUAUCGAAGAAGAUCCUACUCCUUCCCGGCAUGUCCACAUCGAUGUGGGAGAACCCAAUGACCAAGAAGCAGCUCACCAAGAUUCGCAGAAAGUGGAAUUGGGUGCAGGUGUUGCAGCCGAUGCUUUGGAAGUUUGUGGACGACGAGAAGAAGAUGGCAUCGUGGGAGGCGACAGAGGAGCUGCUUACCGCCAUUCGCAAUCAGGUUGAUCUAUUGAACAUUGGACACGGCUUGGAUGUUUCUCCGAGGUCGAAGACGGCGUUUUCCAAGUCGUCAAGCAGGGCGACCAGUCUUMUCCCACCUGAGCUGUGGACUAUGAUAUUUGACUUCACCGGCGACUGGGAACUAGCCCAGACGUUGCAUAUCUAUACCAAUCUUACUCCUCCACCAGACUGGAUCUCUCACACCAGCGCACAAGGACCGAGUAGCUAUAUGGAAGCUUUAGAGUUGACCAUAUUGAGGGGAAACCUCGCAGAUUUGAAGCAUUUUAUUGCAACGCACAGCGUGCCGCGCUGGCUGUCCAAACUGUGCGUCAAGCUGAUAAUGAGGUUUGCAAUGACGCCGCUACUGGCACACUUGGAGGCAAACCACAAGGAUUUGUUUUGGGCGACAUUUGGCCACACGUUCCUACCCGAUAAAGCCUCUUCCGUGUUUGGCCGGACGGAAAUAUUGGAGUUCUGGCGGACCAGUCCAUCAUUCCUGACAAAGGAGUACAACUUUGAAGCACUGGAUGGAGCUUCACGAGCGGGUUUUGUAAACGUUCUUGAAUGGUGGCAACACUCCGGWCUGCCAUUAAAGUUCACCGAAGCCGCCCUGGAGCAAGCCAGCAGUCAAGGUCACAUUUCUGUCCUUGAAUGGUGGAAGUCACAAUCUACAACAGUCGACGACGCCAAGGCGAACGUGGACUCUUCCAAAGUUCAACUGAAGCCCGGCAAGAGUAUCUGCUAUGCAACGCAGAAUGGACACACAGAUGUUGUACGCUGGUGGCUACAAUCCGGCAUCGCCUUUCCCCACGAAGAUGCCGUGGCCAAGCUUGCCAGCACACACGGACACGUGUCGAUUCUUCAAGUCUGGCAUGGGCUCAAAGGUUCCAAGAUGAUCUUUGACAACCAAGUUCUAGUCGGUGCGACGAAAAGUGGCAACGUCAAGGUGUUGGAGUGGUGGAAGAAGUCUGGGUUGAAAGUCGAGUAUAAGACGUGUGAUGUUGAGGAAGCUUUGGAGGAUGGUGACGAGGGAGAGCGUGGGACAGAAGUCCGCAGGUGGUGGGCGAAGAAUGGCUUGAAUUUGGGGGUUGGUACGAGCGAGUGGAUGAAGACGAAGGUUUUGAAUGCAUGA